Molecule: messenger RNA, 979 nt
Organism: Polyodon spathula (Mississippi paddlefish)
Lineage: Eukaryota; Metazoa; Chordata; Actinopteri; Acipenseriformes; Polyodontidae
Gene: rbm7
Product: RNA binding motif protein 7
Exons: 5
Coding region: 134-892 (252 amino acids)
Biological process (GO): regulation of alternative mRNA splicing, via spliceosome
Cellular component (GO): nucleus
Molecular function (GO): single-stranded RNA binding
Source: RefSeq, a predicted model, not a curated record
GCAUAGCAACCCGGACUCAAAGCGAGGCUCUGACAGAGGCCUGGUUUUUGUUUCGUUGAAAGUACGCCUCGUAGUUUAGUCGUGUUUGUUCGUGUUUGGGGCUUUUCGUUUCGAUUUCUUCGCGGUUUAAGAAAUGGGAACGUCUCACGAAGCGGACCGAACUCUGUUUGUUGGAAACCUGGACUCUAAUGUGACAGAGGAGCUGCUUUUUGAGCUGUUCUUACAGGCAGGUCCUCUGACUAAUGUGAAAAUUCCUAAGGAGAAAGAUGGCAAACCCAAAAUGUUUGCUUUUGUGAACUUCAAGCAUGAAGCUUCAGUGCCUUACGCAAUGGAACUUCUCAAUGGAACGCGGCUUUUUGGGAGACCCAUAAAAAUUCAGUUCAGAUCAGGAAGUUCCCAUGGAAAUCAGGACUCAAACAGCCCAGGACAUUCACAGAACAGUAGCCCAUCAAAUACUCCUGUCCCACAGGGUGGCAGGUUUGACCGAGGCAUGGACGUGGGUUAUCAAAACUACACGCCGUCACAGCCGCUCCAGCAUUCUUUCUCAUCGCCGGACAGCCUGCAGAGACAAGCUAUGAUGUACAGCAUGUGGCAGCAGGGAAAUGGAGCUGUGUCUCCUCUAAUACAGCCUGGGUACCAAGCAUCUGGGCAGCUGCACAGGCAGGGUGGUUCUGGGGGAAGCUGGCAGGACCUUUCUCCCCAGCGUGUGCACAGGCAGCACUCCCAUCACUACCAGCAGGAUAACGAGCAGUGCAGCCGUGGGUCUGGGUCCGACAGGCACGCCAGGGGUCAGCACGACAACUGGAAGAACAACAACAACAACCGAACCCACGGCCGGGACAACAGGCGGGAAGAUUCCAGAGAUGGCAGGUGGCGCCAAAACAGAUACUGAGUUACUGAUAAGAAAUACUCUGAUUUUGUUUUAUUGGCAGUACUGAUUCAAUUUUAUGCCUACCUUUUUUAUAGCUUUCUAAAAUUU